AUGAGGGUCAACAAGCAAGCCAUUAUCAAAUUUAGCAUUGGCAAGUACCAAGAUGAGAUUUUUUGUGAUGUGGUACCCAUGCAAGCUUGCCAUUUAUUGCUUGGAAGACCUUGGCAAUUUGAUGUUGAUGCCCAACAUAGUAAGAGGACUAACAAGUACUCAUUUGUGGUCAAGGGGGAGAAGUACAUUCUUAACCCACUAACCCCUUACCAAGUGAGUGAGGAUUAUAGAGUGACGAGGGAGCUUCGGGAGAAGUAUCAAAGGGAAGAAAAGGAGAAGAGUGAGAGUGAGACUUUGUUGGCCAUAAGUGGAGAGGAAACAUCUCAAGAUGGUUUCAAGAAAUCUAUUAGCACUUUGCCUAGUAGCAUAUCUUCUCUUUUGCAGGAAUAUGAAACAUUGUUCCCGGAAGAAAUGCCCGAUGGCUUACCUCCCUUGAGAGGUAUUGAGCACCAAAUCGACUUUGUACUGGAUACCCAAAUUCCCAACAAACCAGCUUAUAGGAGCAAUCCAGAAGAAAUAAAAGAAUCGCAAAGGCAAGUGGAUGGCCUUCUUAAAAAGGGGCUAGUAAAGGAGAGUCUUAGCCCGUGUGCCGUUCUGGUGAUUCUUGUUCCAAAGAAAGAUGGCACUUAG
This is a messenger RNA of Lycium barbarum (goji berry), 630 nucleotides long. RefSeq lists its product as uncharacterized. The record is from RefSeq and is a predicted model, not a curated record. The transcript has 2 exons. Lineage: Eukaryota; Viridiplantae; Streptophyta; Magnoliopsida; Solanales; Solanaceae. The coding region runs from base 1 to 630 and encodes 209 amino acids.